This is a messenger RNA of Gongylonema pulchrum, 321 nucleotides long. Lineage: Eukaryota; Metazoa; Nematoda; Chromadorea; Rhabditida; Gongylonematidae. The record is from the annotation of a GenBank genome assembly.
AUGAAGCAGGGCCGGCCACCGCUUGUGAUAAUCAUUCCAUGGGGCAAAGGUGGCAGGCGUGAAAUGAUAUCGAUUGUUGACAUCAUGGUACCAGGAAUUUUCCUGAAUGUUAUAUUCAAGUUUGCGGAUAUGUACGAUGCUCGGGCCUUCUUUCCUCCAUUUUAUGCUGCUGUAAGCGGAUUAAUGAUAACCCUGAUAGCUGCGGUGUUGCGGCAGAAGACUACUCCGGCAAUGGUUGUUCCGGGAGCACUAGCCAUGCUAAUAUCUUUGCUUUCUGUAGAUGAUCCAUCUAUUUUGUGGCGAUUUGAAAUCAAGCAUUGA